Messenger RNA from Capsicum annuum, 2287 nucleotides. Its product is annotated as transcription factor TCP7. Gene Ontology annotation, molecular function: DNA-binding transcription factor activity; sequence-specific DNA binding. The coding region runs from base 1012 to 1818 and encodes 268 amino acids. Lineage: Eukaryota; Viridiplantae; Streptophyta; Magnoliopsida; Solanales; Solanaceae. The transcript has a single exon. Gene Ontology annotation, cellular component: nucleus. The record is from RefSeq and is a predicted model, not a curated record.
CACCACCCAUGUGCCCCUUCUUCCUGUCUCCACCACUUCCUGCUUCUCAAUCAUUAGUACCCCCUACCCCCCGCCCCCUCUACCUAUUUGCUUUCCAUUGUUGCAUCUCUUAUCUCUUCCUACCACCACUCUUUCUAACUCAAAAUAUUAUUUUUAUUACACACUUGUUGUUUUUCCUCCACAUUAGUCCUUCAUUAGUACUUGAUUUUCAAAUAUUUGUUGGGGUUGCUCAUUUUAGUUCUCUAUUUGCUCCUACUACUACACCCUACACCUACUUGCCUUCCAUUGUUGCAUUUCUUAUCCUUAGUUCCUCAAAAUUAUUUUUUACAUGUUUUUUUUCUCUUUGUUGGGGUUGAGAAAUACCACAUUCGUCCUCCACCACUACUCUAUUUGGACUUGAUUUUUACAUACUUGCUGGGUUUUCCUUUGUUAGGGUUGCGUAAUUUCAGUUCUAUUUGGCCAUAAAUCCCCACAUUAGUCCUCCACCACCACCCUAUUUGAACUUGAUUUUCAAAUAUCUGCUGCUUUUUCUUUGUUUGGGGUUUGCUUAAUUCAGCUCUAGUUGCCCAGAAGUCCCAAUCAGAAUUUUCUUGCUACUUAGAGAGCUUUUCUUUUUACUACGUAAGUGAUGAAAUUGAAGCUCCUUUCUGGUUUCCAAAUAGUUGCUGCUUUUUCUUUGUUGGGGUUUGCUUAAUUCAGCUCUAUUUGCCCUUAAGUCCCACAUUAGGAGUUCUCUUGGUACUUAAGAGCUUUUUUUGGUUACAUAAGUGGUGAAAUUGGAGAUCCUUUCUUGAUUUGGCAACCAUUUUUACCUACUCGUUGUUUUUCCUUUGUGUUGUUUGCUCAAUUCAGCUUUAUUUGCUCAUAAAUCCCACAUUAGUCUCCACCACCACCUUAUUUCAACUUGGGUUUUCAAGUAAACUCUCCAAUUUUCUACAGUUGCUAUUACUGUUGCUUCUUCAUUGUUGGGAAAGUACAAAUUGGUGUUGUCGAACUAGUUAUUGUGCUUCUAUGUCGACGUCUGCAGAAGGAAACGGAGCUAUAAUUGAUCCUCAGAGACAGCAACAGCAGCAGCCUUCUGGGGUUGGUACAAAUGGUGCUUUAGCAGUGAAAAAGCCGCCAGUGAAAGACCGUCAUAGUAAAGUUGAUGGUAGAGGAAGACGUAUAAGGAUGCCAAUUGUGUGUGCUGCCAGAGUUUUUCAGCUUACUCGUGAAUUGGGUCACAAGUCUGAUGGACAAACAAUAGAGUGGCUGCUUCGUCAAGCUGAACCUUCUAUUAUUGCUGCUACUGGAACUGGUACUAUUCCUGCAAGUUUCUCUACUGUAUCUGUUUCAGUAAGGAACUCAUCGACGGGUAUUAGUUCGUCUCUUUCAGCUCCACUCGAUCAGAAGUCACAGCAGCAACAGCAGUUGAUACCUGCCCCCUUUAUACUGGGGAAGCGGCUCAGGUCGGAUGAGGAGAAUCUUGAACAUGGAAACAAGGAUGAUGUGGGUGCUGGUGCUGGAACAGCUACUGCUUCUGUGGGUCCCACAGCAGGGUUCUGGGCUGUUCCAGCUAGGCCGGAUUUUGGCCAAAUUUGGAGCUUUGCAGCCGCGGCGCCACCAGAAAUGAUGGCGCCGACUUCAGCAGCGGCUGCAGCCGCCGCCGCUGCGUUGAGUUCACAGAGUUCAAGAUUCUUUCAGCAGCAGAUGGGAGAGGCUUCAGCAGCUAGAGUUGGGAACUAUUUACCUAUGACUCAAGGGCAUCUCAAUUUGCUAGCUUCUCUAUCAGGACCUCCACAGCCUUCUUCAGGGAGAAGAGAUGAUGACGGGCGCUGAAGAUAUGAAUAAUAUUAUUAUUGUUGUUAAUAUUAUCGUGUAAAUGUGUCUUAAUGUUCUUGUUUGUUCUUGUUGUGUUAGAUGAGAAACUGUUGUUAGGUUCUAGUGAGUGAGAAAUGAACUAGGGACUUUGUGCAAUUUCAUGAAUUAUUGCUAGGAUUAGGUUUGUUUGGUUUAUCUCAUUUGUCAGAGUUUACGUUCACCAAGUUUUUGGUGUUGUAAGCUGUGGGAAGAUAACGAGAAACACAAGUAUCAGGGGAAGUUGCUUGUGAUGAAUUUGGUGAGGUUUCGAGCCUCAUAAUAAGCUGCUUUGAUCGCUUUGUAACAAGAGAUAAUAGGGAUCAGUGUGGACUAUGAAAACCUGUAGUUCCACACAAAUGUUUUGUAAGGGAACCAUGGCGGUUUCCAUUGAAUUCAAUUCUGUAAUUUGUUGAAACUAUAUCAGUUGUGAGCUAGACUUUCCUACUCA